CUACUAUAAAUAAUCGUUAGUUUGUGUUAGUUAUCAUCUUAUACAUUUAUAUCAUACUCUAUAAUUCUAUAAAGAUAAUUAUGAAGAUGUCAAUGAGGCAAAUUGCUGUGCUUUUCCUUGUGUGCUUACUUGUCUUGUCAACAGAAGACGCGGGUCCAAGAAAGGCAGAAGCUGGAAUAUUUAGCAGGAAGAAAUGCAAAUCUCCAAGUAAAACAUUCAGGGGACCUUGCUCAAGGGACUCCAACUGUGACACCGUUUGCAGGUAUGAAGGAUAUCCCGCUGGAAAUUGCCAUGGUCUUCGCCGAAGAUGCAUUUGUUGCACCCAUGCUUAAUAAUGCUCCAUCGUUACCAUGAUGUACAUACUCUCUUCGUCUGGAAUUAAUUAAUAGUUUCCUUGUUUGAACUAUUAAGUAUUAAGCCUAGACGAUGCUAGGGUACGUGUACGAUUAUGUUGCUAGCUCCAUGUAGUAGCAUCUUGCAAUUGUUGUUGCUUUAUGUUGUUGUGUUGUCGUUGUGUUGUUGAAAUGGUAAUGUGGUGAAAUUAAAGCUACUAAUAUGUAAUGUAUAAGUAGUGUUGUCCUCGUGAAAAAAGAGGGAGGUUAUUGUUGAAUAAUAAAAUUGUUUGCAUGAAUGGAGCCAUGCAUGCAAGCUUUGAGCAGUUGA
This is a messenger RNA of Chenopodium quinoa (quinoa), 663 nucleotides long. Its product is annotated as defensin D2-like. Lineage: Eukaryota; Viridiplantae; Streptophyta; Magnoliopsida; Caryophyllales; Amaranthaceae. The coding region runs from base 81 to 332 and encodes 83 amino acids. The transcript has 2 exons. The record is from RefSeq and is a predicted model, not a curated record. Gene Ontology annotation, biological process: defense response.